Procambarus clarkii (red swamp crayfish) is the source of this 2694-nucleotide messenger RNA. Its product is annotated as protein mono-ADP-ribosyltransferase PARP12. NCBI's taxonomy places the organism in Eukaryota, Metazoa, Arthropoda, Malacostraca, Decapoda, Cambaridae. Gene Ontology annotation, cellular component: nucleus. The record is from RefSeq and is a predicted model, not a curated record. Gene Ontology annotation, molecular function: NAD+ poly-ADP-ribosyltransferase activity; zinc ion binding; NAD+-protein mono-ADP-ribosyltransferase activity.
CUGCGCACAUACACACACACACGCGCGCGCAGUCAGACGCUGCGCACAUACACACACACGCAAUCAGACGCUGCACACAGACGCUGCGCAGGAGUUUUCCUGUGGCCAGUUGUCCCCACCCAGUCUAGGGAGGUGUGUGUGUGUGUGUGUGUGUGCGCGGGUGUGAGCGGUGCUCCGGGAGUCUGGAACACUCCCUCCACACAUUCCACACACUGGCAUGCCCAGCUCCUGCUCCUCCUGCUGGUCCUGGUGUGGACAGAGACCACAGGUGAGUAUGAUCAAUACUUUAAGGAGGGAACCAUGAUGGCAUGACUCCGCCUAGUUACCUGUGUGGCGCCGCCACCACCACCACGCACGCCUCCCCGGCGGCCAGUACCAGCUUCUUCGGCACACAGGGAAGAGCUGCAUUCGUCCUCGCUCGUCCAAGGGCUUCCCCCCCGUGGGCCUGAGGGCUGGUGAACCGCUUCGCGAGGAUACCCAAGGGUUUGUGUUGUGUUGGACGUGGGUGAUGCGAUAGAUGCGGCAUUAAGACACAUUGGGCAAGAUAGAUCACGCUGGACUUUUGCCGCACCUGCUUCAAACGACCCCAAGAGUGAGCUACGCAGUUGAGUGCUAAGAGUGAUUGAGCCGGGAGCGUGCAGGCGUGCGCGCGCGCACCUCUCUCACCAUGUCUCUAGGUCAUUUGGAUAAAGCCUUCCUGCGGCCGCGGAAGUUGGUUGAGGUGCUGGCGUACAAACCCAACCUGUCCACCACCUUGCUGAACCUCAUGCAGAAGCACCAGCUGCAGCCAUCUGCCGUGCGCCGGGUGGUGUUUACUUACCCGAGAGUGUUCCAGCUGGAGGAGGAGGUAGUGAAGCUGCGCCCGCGGUUACUGAUGUGUUGCUCCUACAGCAACACAGGUGCCUGCGACCUCGCCGAGGACUGCGAGAACCUCCACUACCUCAAGGACGUGUGCACUACCAACUCCUGCUUCAGGAGCCAUGACUGGGAGGUCCAGCCUAACUCACGAAUUCUCUACAACCUCUUCUUGGAGGAGCUGAACAACGAUGUUCUGUGCAAAAUGGUACAAUUGGUGAUUCAAGACUUCGCAGAAGAGGAUGGAGAAUUAAACAACGAUAUACGCUUGGGCGAGUCUUUGUGGACUAUGAACUCAAACGGGGAUGUGAGAGUGCCAGAGAUCUGCUACGACUCGGUGGAGGGACUGUGUAACCAGGAGAACAUCGGCUGUUAUCGCCUCCACGCGACCCGACACUACCAGUGGCAGGUGAGGGAGGAGGACGGACGCUGGCAGAACCUGCAGGACACCCAGGUGAUGGCCCUGGAGCGUGCCUACUGCGACCCAGCGCUAGAGAAGGCCCUCGUCCCCCCGCCCAACCCCUCCACCUACCGUCCCCCGCCAGGCUACCUCCUGCAGAUCAUGGGCGGCGACACCUGGACCUCGCAUUUUGACACCAUGACCAUGACUAACUCUUCCGGAGAAAUCCUGUGGCUGCGUCGGCUGUGCACGGAGGAAAAGGACGAGGUGGAUGUGAAAGCUAGAAACUACGUCUGGUACUUCCUCUCAGGAGACAAGGAAUGGAUACCUUACGGAGCACCGCACAACAACCUCAUAAGCAGUGUGAAUUGGGUAGAUAUAGAGAAUAGUUACAGAGAAGGGACCAAAGUGAUGAACUUCUCUACCGACAAGUACAGCUACUCCAUUGACUUCGCCACCAUGACUCAAACUAACGAUGAAACUGGCUCCCAGCGAGAGGUGAGACGACGGCCCCAGUCUCACCUGGACGAGGAUGAGGAGAGCACCAGGGCCUCGUCUCCCGACUACCCUGAUGACGAAACACCAGAAUCUCCCGUGCCAGCGCCUCCUGAAGACGGAGAGACUCCGGCGCCCUCGACACCCACCUCCACUUACCAAGAGCCUGACUCGCUGCAGCCGUUACCAGUCACCUGGGAGGAUAUGGAGUACGUCGAGAACCUUCGUCUUGUGCCGCUAAACCCCUACACGAACGAGUAUAGAGACGUGAUGGCGCUCCUCGAGCCAGGUUUAUACAAAAGAAAAGUCCUGGGUAUAAAACGGAUUCAGAAUCGCCAGUUGUGGCAAAAAUUCCAAAAGCGAAUUGAAGAGAUGCCCGACAUUUACAACGGACCGGAACCCACCGUUCGACAGCUGUUCCACGGAACCUCAAAGGACGUCUUACCGAAAAUCUUCAGAAAGAACCUUGACCGGACCCUUCAAGGCAGGUCGUACGGGAGGAAGACGCGGUAUGGGCACGGCACCUAUUUCUUUUCUGACGUGGACAGAGCCUUCAGGUACAGUGUCCCUGACGCUAGGUACGACAAGUCCUACCUGCUGGUGGCCCAAGUGGCAGUAGCUGACAUAACUAAGGGAGACGGUACGAUAGAGAGUCCCCCGCUUGACCCCGAGACGGGCGUCACCUCCGACACGACGGUCAACGACGUCGAGACCCCGACGGUGUACGUCAAGUACGACAAGAAUGAGUAUUAUCCACAGUAUGUUGUGACGGUAACCUAAGGUUGCCAGAUGACUAUCCUGCAUGGCCGCGUUGGCAUUAUCUCUCACACACACACACACACACAGGGGGCCUCGUAGCCUGGUGGAUAGCGCGCAAGAUUCGUAAUUCUGUGGCGCGGGUUCGAUUCCCGCACGAGGCAGAAACAAAUGGGCAAAGUUUCUUU